Molecule: messenger RNA, 2384 nt
Organism: Salvia splendens (bonfire salvia)
Lineage: Eukaryota; Viridiplantae; Streptophyta; Magnoliopsida; Lamiales; Lamiaceae
Product: protein tesmin/TSO1-like CXC 2
Exons: 10
Coding region: 259-2211 (650 amino acids)
Molecular function (GO): DNA-binding transcription factor activity
Source: RefSeq, a predicted model, not a curated record
GCAUAUAUAACUUCCACAAUGCAACACAGCAGACACUCUUCUUCUUCUUUUAUCUUUGCUGGGGUAGUGGGGCCUUUGUUUUCUUGAAGAAAAAUCCCUUGUUUAUUUUCUUUUCUGUUUCCCGCUCCUUUCUCGAAUCUCACCAUCUUUCGUUUGACUCCUUUGUUUCUUACAAAACAAAAGAAUAGUGUCUCUUUUUUAUGUGUGUGUGUUGUUGUGUGAUUCAGACAGGAAAUGCAAACAUAGAUAGAGAAAUAGAUGAUGGAAGAGGGGUGCAAGAAUUCCAGAGGAGAGGGAGAGAUCAUGGAAACUCCCGAGAGAAGCAAGAACAGCCGAAUCGCCUCUUCCAUUGCCAAAUUUGAGGACUCCCCCGUGUUUAACUUUCUGAACAAUCUCUCCCCAAUCAAGCCGGUAUACAUCUCUCAGACGAUAAAUCCGCUUAGCUUCGCUUCCCUUCCAUCCGUUUUCACUUCACCGCAGCUUCUUCGCAGGCAUAGUCUUUCAGAUCCAUCAAAACCUGAGUUCUCCUCUGAUCCAAGCACGCGACUAGUCUCUAUCAACUUGGACGAACAAAGGGAAAAUCUCGAUCCAAAUUUUGAAAAUGCUGGUGAGCCAUCAAGGCUUGAUGUUGAGCUUGCAAAUUAUGAGUCCAGCAUUGAGAAAUCGAACGAGGAUGUGUUAGGCACUUGUUCAGCUCUUGUGGAAGGCCAGAGGAGCGUAAACAUGAGUGAGGCGAACGUGGAUGUGUUAAGCACUACCAAUGUAAACAGUUGGCAGAGUUUGAUCAAUGAUGCAUCCAAUCUAUUAACCUUUGAAUCACCAAACGCAGAGGAUUACAACAAGUCCGUUGAUCCUGCAUCGGCUUUCUAUAGGAGCAUUAGAAAUGCGAUACAGAACGCUCAAUCCCUUGGUGCAGCAGCCUGUGGUGAACCAGUUGAAGACAUGCCUUGCCAGCCUGAUGGAGAAAUUGAAAAUGGUGAUGCUUCUUCAAAGAUGGAUUAUGAGAAUCUUUCUGGUCUAUGCCGUGGUAUGAGAAGGCGCUGUCUCGUCUAUGAGAUGGCAGGAGGCCGUAGGAAGCAUAUGGAGGAUGGAUCAGCUUGUGAUUCGCCUCUUAUGCUAACGACUAGUGGCAGUGCUUCAUCGGACAAGCAAACAGGUAGGACUAAGACAGAAAAUGACUGCUCUCGUCUCUUGCCUGGGAUCGGCUUGCAUUUGAAUGCUCUUGCAGCGACUCCCAAGGACUUAAAAAUUGUCAAUCACGAGUCUUCAGCUUCUGGUAGAUUAUUGAUCGGACCAAGCUCAUCUGCCAAUUUUCGCCAAGACUUGCUAAGAAACUACUCGUUGGAAAGAGCAAAUGAUGCAUUAGAAAAUGGACGUAUCGCGAAUGAAGACAUCAAUCCGAGUAGUCCAAAGAAAAGGAGGCGUAGGUCAGAGCAAGGGGGAGACGGUGAAUCUUGUAAGCGAUGCAACUGCAAAAAAACCAAGUGCUUAAAACUUUACUGUGAGUGCUUUGCUGCUGGUGUCUACUGUGUGGAGCCGUGCGCGUGUAUAGACUGCUUCAACAAGCCCAUCCACGAAGACGUUGUCCUUGCCACUCGCAAGCAGAUUGAAUCGAGAAAUCCUCUUGCAUUUGCUCCCAAAGUGAUCAGGACCUCUGAUUCCCCAUCAGAGAUAGGGGGGGAUGACUUCACCAACACCCCUGCUUCUUCGCGCCAUAAAAGAGGAUGCAACUGCAAGAAAUCCGGCUGCCUCAAGAAAUACUGUGAAUGCUACCAAGGAGGCGUCGGAUGCUCCAUUAACUGCAGAUGCGAAGGUUGCAAAAACGCGUUUGGAAGAAAAGACAGCUCAUGUGCAUCAGCAGCAGAGCAUGAGCACGAAGAAGAUGAAAACGACAGCAGAAGCAUGUACAAUGCUCCAAUCCACGAUGAUCUUGAUAGUCAACAGUCACAUCAGCCGUUCGCAAAGAAGAGGCCACCUCGAGCCUCUUUUCCUCCCAUCGGCUCGUAUGCAUUUCCACCGCCACCUAAACUGAGGCCUAAUUGUGAAGAGGAAGUUGAUGAGAUGCCACAUUUUCUCGUUGGAGGAGAGUCUCCGAUCAAGACAUCCUCACCUAACAAGAAAAGAGUUUCUCCGCCUCAGACAUUGCCCGGUCUGAGGAAGUUGAUACUUCAGUCCAUUCCGUCGUUCCCUUCCCUUGCACCGAGCCAGUGAGACGAGCUCUCUUCGUCUGCUUGUUUUUCAUGUGCAUUGCUAUAUAUGUUCGGGCCCAGUGUGUUGUUUUAUUGAAUAAAAUGCUAUGUUAAUCUAUUGAUUCUUUUGCUGUUUGAGCAAUGUGUUUUUUAUACAAAGUUCUGUAAUUUCAUGGGGUCACAUUAAAUUGGUCA